This is a messenger RNA of Volvox carteri f. nagariensis, 6651 nucleotides long. RefSeq lists its product as uncharacterized. Lineage: Eukaryota; Viridiplantae; Chlorophyta; Chlorophyceae; Chlamydomonadales; Volvocaceae. Bases 1 to 6651 code for a protein of 2216 amino acids. The transcript has 5 exons. The record is from RefSeq and is a predicted model, not a curated record.
AUGAGGGUCAGCGAAGCGGCGCAGCAGGGCCGUCCCAAGGGCGCCGAGCGGCUUCAUAUUGCUUUCCAUCGCCUGUUCACAGAUUAUGACAAUGGCUCUGGGAUAAGUAGCACCGCGGCGGGCACUUCCGCGCAGGCAGUUCCAUUCACGCCAUCCUUGGCCAAGUCCUCCACUUUAGGAAUGCGAGCAUCCGCUUCAGUAUCGCCGUCUCGGCAGCGCAGGGCGCAGCAACGGCGUCAGCAGCCCCAGCAUCAGGCAACGAAAGCUGUCAGCGCUAAGCCUUCCCCCAUAAAGGGAACACCCGUUGGCAACACCACAUCCGCUGUCAUCUCGGCGCUUGCCAUGGAUGCCGCAUUGCCCGACCUGGACGCCACCGCCAGGGCGCUCCUGGAAUCCAUCAUGGGUAACUGCUCUUCCUCCUGUCCAUCACCAUCCCUGGAGUAUAUGGGCCCCUCGUCCGUCAACCCCGGAAAGACGCCCGCGUCGGCGCUGGCUCGUUCCCCGCUCGGACCCACAGCGAGGAUUUCCGCCUCGGCUUCCCCUCACACCGUGGCCGGAGAUAGCGUCAAAACGGCAUCGCUGACGCAGCAUCAUCAUCAGCGUGCGCAGGCCUUGCGACAGCAGUAUCACCAGCAACAAGCGCUUGGCAGUGGGCCGUAUGCCGCAGCCAUGGGAGGCGCGGAAGCGGUUCCCAUGGCCGCCAAUGGUGGCCACGAGGGCUGCAGGCCCCGCAACUCAAGAGCAUACUCGCAGUCACCGCCGCUAGCAUAUCAUCAUCAGCAACAACGGUACCCGCAUUCGCAGCCAUGGCUGCAGUCCUCUAAGCCGUGUCAUGACAUGCCCACGCAACUUGAGGCCCAAGCUCAGGCUCAGUUUGGCACCGGCGCGGCCCCUAGCUGCUGGAUGGAAGGCACGGGUGGUGCGGCCGCCCUCAAGGUCAAGACACCGACCUCGCAGUCGACUCAUGCGGAGCACUUCAAUUCGCUACCACCGCAGCUGCAGGAGCUGCUGCGCCCGCCGACACAGCCCCAGCAGCCGGGCCCACAGUUCGGUUUGUCCAUGCCUUCGGAGAACUCGUUUCUCACGAGCGGCGAGCUGGGGGCGGACGCGAAGGCGCAUCCUGGCGAGGAGUCUCUGCAAGCUCGCACCAGCCGCCUGCUGCAGUGUCCCAGCGAUAGUUCGCCUGCUCGCCGGCCGCUCGGCAGCCUCAGCGCCAUUAACAUCCAGCAGUCCGCCACGGCAGCGGCGGCCGCUGUGGCCGCCAGUGGCGGCACCACCAUCGGCGCCGGCACCGCGCCCGCGUCCCCCGGCAGUCGCACCCUCGUCAAGCGGCUGUGUCGUUCACACGCCGCAGGUAGCAUGUCCUCUAAGCUCCUUAAGUCCCCGAAAGACGAUUCGCGGCGGCCCAUGACCUACGCCGAACUGCAAAGCGCGUCAAAGGUGCACCAGAACAUCAACAUCACCAACAGCAAUGACCAAACCUCUUCGCUGCAGCAGCACAACGAGCAGGAGCCCCUACAAGGGCUGCAGGCGUCGCUGUCGCCAACUUUUGCGGCUGCCCUCGGCCGCAAAACCCAAGGCGGCGGCCCCGGCAAAGCCACCGCCACAGCUGCGGCGAACAGCACGGACGACCGGGGUGACGCACUUGUUGACCAGGACAAUGCCGCGGCCAAGGCUGAGGACGUCUGCCCAUCGGGGCCCGAUUGCGCGAAGGCGGACAGGCUGUCCUCGUCUUCGGCGUCCGGGCCUGCGCGCGUGACUCCUUUCGGUCACAACAGCCCUGGGCGUUUCAACGUUGCCGCCAGCCUCGUACUUCCAGAGACCAUAACAGAGCGGGGCUCCACCUCAGCGAUUUCAGACUCCAAGACGCCAACCGACCUACAGCAACCACUGGUGCAGCCGCUGCAGAAGGAGGUAGAAACAGAGGAGCCAGGGAUAGCAGGCGCUGCGUUUGGCGAUGCAGCACAUACCCCGGACCAGCCAAAGACAACCCCUAGGCGUGGCGGCGGAUUCUUUGGCGGCCUGUUUGCUUGCUUUGGGAAGAAAGCGAGCGGCUCUGAGAAUGUCAAGAUCAGCAGCAGAUCGCAACCACCGCCGCCGCCUCCGUCAGCGCGGGCCAGGGGGUGGCCCGCGGCAGAACCCGUCGCUGCUCCCAGCGACGCGCAGCCGGCGCGGCCUAAAUCCGAAGCCACUGGGCCAGUGGAGGCUGCAGUUGCACAAUUGCUGCCGCCGGCGACGCCACCACUGGGGCCGAAAUUGGAUGCUCUUGAGGCCGCGGAGCCGCAACAGAUCGGCAUAUCAUUGCAGACCGACGACGCAACCAUCAUCCCUCCUGCACCGACGGCAACUGUCGCGGCUGUUGCAGCUGCGUUGUGCAUGUCUCCGACAUCGGCAGCAGCACACGUGGGUGCCGACAGCCGACUACUAAUGCUCCUGGAGGCCGAGCUGGCGCGGCUAGAGCCUACGGCGUCCGCAGGAGGGACGCCGUCAGGCGGCAGCCCUGCCAACCGUGCCACCAAUUCUGGUGCGCGUGGCAGCCCAAAGGGCAUCCUUCAAAGUGCUCAGCAGCAGCGAUCACCACUGGCGGGAGGCGUGUCUGACGGUACGUCGCAUGCGUCCGCCGUUAAUCGCGAUGGACAGCAGCAGGGAAACCCACAAGCCACAUCGCCGGCGCCAGUCCAGGCUUUGAAAUCCAAGAGCGCGGCGUUGUCGGGCUUCGGCAGCCCCGACGCGCUGGCCAGCGCCACCCGCAAACCCCGCGGUCCUGUGGAUCAACACCACCUGCGCUAUGAGGACGGCGACUCGGUGCUCCGCGGCAGCGUUGACUUCCGCGCCUCCACCGCUGCCGUUGCCACCACCUCUUUCUCUUCAGCCGUGCCAACUUCCCGGCCACGGGCUGUCUCCGCCUUGACGGCAACCGGCUGCUCAGCGCCACGCGGUCCCCGCCAGCCACCGCAUGUGUCCAUGGAUGCGGCCGCUGCCGUAGGCACAAGCGGAGGCGGCCGGCGCAAUGGUGACGACAGGAGCAGCAAUGGUGCAGCCCGCCAUGCUUUCCUGGAGCCCCCGGAGUUGAGCAGCUGUGGUGCAUCGGCGACGGAUACACCCUCGCCACCGCAACGGCAGCAGUGUAGUUCCGGAUUGGACCCCGGCCCGUCGACGCAGACACAGACGCCACCGGGCUCCAAUCAGCAUGGGAAUCUCCAGGGCCUGGUCAUGCAGCAUCUGGUCAGUGGUGAUGCAGGUGCGCCCAACUCCGGGAAAGGCACGCCUGAUGGCGCAACCGCCGUUCCUGGACUACGGUUGUCUGGGCUGAAUGCGUCAAUUACGUCCAGCAUACAACAGGCGCCACGCAGCAGCCGCAAGCGCAGCCGCGCAACGCACGCGAGCUUUGGCGGCGGUGCAUUGUCGCAGCUGGACGCGCGGAAGCUCGCGGCUAUGCCCCUCGAAGAGAUGCUCGAGCGGAUCCAGGCCGCUAUCGUGGCGGAGGACCUGGCAGCAGGUCGCACAAUCCAGCAAGAUGGCACUAGCAUUGGAUUGUCGGAUGGCGGCGCGAUCCUGCCGAUGCCGCCAGUGGUGGCUAAGGCGCGGUUGGGCCAGCUUCGGCGGCGCAAGUCCACCGCCGGGGGCCGUGUGGGGGGUGCCGGGCUCCACAGCGGCGGCGGCGGCGGUGGCAACCCAUCGCGUGGAGGACGCAGCAGCGACGGAGGCACGCGAGGCGGCGCUACAGGUGUUGGCGUGCAGGCGACGUUAAUGAAGGCUGCCGCGGUGGCGGCAGGUGCCGGCCGCCGCCGCCGGCGCGUUAAAAAUCGUUCGCCAACAGCUGCACGCAGGAGACAAAUGCAGGCGCAGAACGCCAUCCCACCGACAAUGUCAUUCACGUACGUUUAUGGCAAUCAGCCGUUAGCACCGGUUUCGCCUAACGGCCGCAAGAGCGACGGCGCCGGAACCUAUGGCCAGCCCGUAUGGCGCCACGGUGGCCGUGCGCUUGCAUUCAGCGGGUUCGGCUUUGCCGGCAGCACUUCUGGCGCCACCACCUCUCCUCGCUCCAGCUGCUAUGACCCUACCUUUACGCGGGCGCCACCGUACAAGAAGCCUCCUAUGAGCACACCCGGUGCACCGUCAUCGUCGUCAGUACCACUAGGCUUCGGAGCUACCACCUUUCACGGCCCCGGCACUGGUGGCGGCGCUGGCGGCAGCCCGCCUCGACUGCGUCCGUCUGCACCGUCGGCGCCUACACCGCUUAUGAUUGCCGUUACCAAGAGCCCGAUGCUGUCUAAGACGCCGAGCAGUGGAAACGCCAACGUGCGCACCUCCCAGAAGGCCCUUGACGGUGAUGAUGCCACGGCGUUACGUUCCGCGUUGCUGACAUCAUCCAGCGGUCCCAAGGGUGCAAUGUUAGUAGCAAGCACCGCUGGCGCCCCCAAGAAACCCAACGCCGCUGCGCCCGUCACCAGCUCCCUGAACAUCUCGGACCUGUUAUCGCGUUACAAUAUCCACAGCCUAGCCAUGUCGGCUGGUGGCGCACUGCAGGCGGCCUCAUCUGGGAAUCGGUUGGAUGCAGGCCGUGGUUCGCCAGCCGUCUUUGGGCAUGUGAAAAGCUUCCCAGGCAGCCAACAGCAACAGCGGCAGCAACUGGAUCGGGACAGCGACUGUGCUGCCUGUCGCGGCGCCACCACGGGAGGUGGCCUUCAAACGGCGUCACCUGCAGCCGCCACGGCCGCAGAGCCCAUGUGUUCACCGCCUCAAUCCGCCGAGGGAUCUGAGAGGACGACGCCAGUGACCAGGCGGUCACAUGAGGGGCUCGCCGAGGAUGAUGGCUUGCUCGGCGGGGACGACUCAGUCACAAACAAGCCGCGGAUUGCGUCGGUCAGCCUGACGGAGCUUUUCCAGCAAGCGUCGGGACUGGAAAAGGACCGCCGGUCGUUGUUAGGCUGCGGUAGUGGCAGGGGCAGCACUGGCGGCAACCACGUCCCAGAGGCCACCGAAGAGGAGAUGGCGGACAUGGUGACGGCUGCUCCGGAGCGGGCCCCUCUCGACACCAUUGCAGAAACAUUAUCAGCAUCACAGGCUCCUCCAGUCGCUGCCGCUGCUACGAUUUCUUCUAGCUCUAGCAUCGUUAGCUCACCCAGCAUUCUACGCAGGUACGAGCAGCGCACGUCGAAGGUUGCAGCUUUGCAGCGUCCUUUAGUCGGCACCAGUCCUUCCGGCGGCGGCUUUGAAGAGCAGUCGUCAGAGUCGGCACGUGGCCCCGCGGGGUAUCUGGAAUUGCUCCAAGUUUACGGUCAGGCCAGUAGCGCACGUGCUGUGGCUCUGCCGCAUUACGCAAUGCCGAUCAUGUCCAGGGCAACGAGCGCUGGCGGCGGCGGCGGCAGGACGUCGUUGACAGCAGAAACUACCAGUGUUGAGAGUCCCGCUCGUUCGCCGGUAGGCCGGCCGUCAGCGCUCAGCGCCGGAGGACGGUCGUCGCAGGUGAUGGGCAGCUACGCCCAGAUAGCAGUCCUGCGCUCCCUUACCUCGGGCGCCUCCCGCAUCAUAAGCACCAUAGCCGGGAAGGCACCGCAGCAGCCAGCAGGGCUACCGGUUCCUAAUGACGUCGCCAAAGCCCCAGCGACCGCUCGAAUGUUUCACGGAAUCGCCCUCCCAGAUGCAGCCAGCGCCACUGGCAGCCCGACCUUUGGGUUGCCGGAGACGCUGCCUUCCCCCAGCACCUCCAGCGUAGUGGCCCAGAUGCCAAGCGCUAUGAACACAUCUGACUCCGAUGGCUUGACGUCCACGGCGGCUGUGCGCAGCUGUGGUGUACGGCAGCUCGAGGAUACUGCCGACAGCGGGGUGGCCGGCUCUAGGCAGUCACAGCGCAGGCUGAAGGCAGUGACUGGUGCCAGUGCCGGUGACGUAAUGGCACGUGGCGGCUCUGGCCGCCUGGAGCAAAUACCCCGCGGAGAGGAGGCGGCAGAUGGGGAGGAAGUGGUCACGGCCCCUGCUGCCGGCACCGGCAGCGAACUAUUAACAGAUCAGAGCGAACAGGAGGUAGCAGCGAAAGUCGCGGAGGAGGAGGUGAUAAUGGCCAAUGACAGCGGCGAAUCCGGUAGCCUGGCGCCAGAGCAGUACGAGGGGAUGAAGGCAACGAAGCACGCCGAGGAGGUUGAGGUGGUCACGGUCCUUUCUGGCACAUCUAGCGACCUGACACAAGGCCAGAGCGAUCAGGACGCAGCAGCUCAGGUCGCAGGGUGCAAGAUGGUGACGGUCCAUGGCGCCUGUAGCUCCUGCAGCUCGCUGCCAGGUCCAGUCGAACACGAGGCAAGGGUCAGUGAGGCAGAGAGGGCUGCUGAGGGUAUGAAAGAGGAGGCGGAAGGGAGAGAGGACAGCAGGGCUACGGCAGAUACAAACCUGCUCAAAGCAGCUGCGGGGUCACAGCCUAUCUCUGGAACGGAAAUGGCGGCUGUGCCGCCAACUUCACUGCAACUUGAGCAGCAGGUGGCUGGUCGGGUCUCGCCGCUGCAGCUGGAGCUGCCCUCCACACCUCGGUCGUCUGACUCACCCUUUGCGGAUUGGCGGUGCGUGCCCUUGGAAGCGUACGAUGCGGCGCUCGAAGGUUACGACAGCUUCUUGGUCGCACCUACAACGUCAGGCGGAAAGCACAUGAAUGAGUAG